Messenger RNA from Volvox carteri f. nagariensis, 1245 nucleotides. RefSeq lists its product as uncharacterized. Lineage: Eukaryota; Viridiplantae; Chlorophyta; Chlorophyceae; Chlamydomonadales; Volvocaceae. The record is from RefSeq and is a predicted model, not a curated record. The coding region runs from base 1 to 1245 and encodes 414 amino acids. The transcript has 5 exons.
AUGUAUGUGGCAGGCGCUAUUACGACACCGCCACCACCGCCUCCGCCUCCGCCACCCCCCCUCGCCAACAUCGCCAUCGAGAAGCGGAUCUUCGCGUCUUCAGUGCUCUCCAGUGAAUACUUCGCAGGCAGGGCGAACGAUGGCAUCAUUCCCCCGGACGGCAGCAGGAGCAGCACCUUCAUCAGCGCCAACGUCACAGGUCAAUGGCUAGCGGUCGACUUCGGGGAGCUGGUGACCGUCUCCAGUAUAACGCUCUACCUUCGGAGGGAUUGCUGCGGGAAUGAGCUUGUAAAUCCUGAGUUCCGACUUGGCGGCUUCGAUGUCUCGACCAGGCCAGUCUUAUUCACGUACAAUUUUCUACUUAGCCAAACUCCUACUGGGCCUGGCACGACCGGCGGUUUGAUUUCAUUUCUGGUCGUCAAUGGUCCAUCGGGCAGUAGUAGUAGGACUACUGGUCGCAUCCUCACGGUUCGAAACGGCAACAUCAACACCACGUCAUCGAUGAACUUGGCAGUGGCUGAGUUGCAAGUGUACGGCACACCCGCAGCCUGCACGCUUCAGGUCAUGUACGGCGCUGGGUACGGCAUCGACUCCGCUGCGCUGUCCACCAGCAGCCAGCCCGAUGAGGGGGCCUGCUGUCAGGCCUGCUACAGCAGCGCCACCUGUCUCUACUGGGACUAUGUUCGCAGUAGCAGCACGUGCCGCCUGAAGGGGGAUCAGGGGGACAUCAUUCCACCGGGUCAGUCAAUACCCGGCUUCUACCAAGAUGGCGAUCGGGUGGCUGGUGCAAAGAGAGGUGUAUGCACCUACGACAUGUCCAGUACCACUCAAUCAUGGCCAGAUCCGAAUGCCAUCGUUGUUUGGUCCGGUCCGAACGCUUUUGGUAGUGGAUGGAACCGCCCUUCGCAAUACUGGCUCACGUACUUUUAUAAAAUCUACACCACGUCCGAGCCAGUUGUGAACGCCACGUUUCACCUAAGGGCUGACGAUUCUGGUGUAUUGUUUGUAAAUGGAAGAGGGCUUCCCCCGCCUAAUACAGGUUUUCUCUACACUUCAAUCAACCUGGUGGCGGGAGCGAACAUGCUGGCCUUACGGGUCUACAAUGGGCAGAGCGAGCUCCUCACCGCAGCCGCCCCGACCGCUUCAACCAUCACCAUCUACACCCCCGUCAUCUCCAGUGCAAUCCGGAGAUCCAUCACCUCCACCACCAACUUCAUUAUUAUCGCCACCGUGGCAACCGCCUGA